This is a messenger RNA of Capra hircus (goat), 1482 nucleotides long. It is a transcript of the gene CEACAM18, whose product is annotated as carcinoembryonic antigen related cell adhesion molecule 18. The transcript has 8 exons. Lineage: Eukaryota; Metazoa; Chordata; Mammalia; Artiodactyla; Bovidae. The record is from RefSeq and is a predicted model, not a curated record. The coding region runs from base 1 to 1482 and encodes 493 amino acids.
AUGGGCGAGGAGGUGAGAGGAGGUGGCUGGGUCCCUGGAGAGAUCCCUCCAGCAGGAGGACUGGAGGGGCUCAAGGACCUUUCCAGACCCAGGUGCAGACUCUGGAGGGAACUGGUCCUUGUGGCCAGUCUGCUGGCCUGUGGGAUCCGCCAGGCCUCCAGCCAAAUCUACAUCGCCCCGGAUUCACUCAUCGGAGUGGAAAGAUAUUCGAGCUCACUGGCCAUCGAGAACGCCCCUGAAGAUGUUCAGGAAUACAGCUGGCACCGGGGUGCAAAUGACACUGAGGAAAAUCUGAUUAUCAGCUACAAUGCCACAUCUCAUUCCAGGCGGGAUGGGCCCAUGUACAGCGGCCGGGAAAGUGUGUCCGUUAGAGGUACCCUGAGGAUCAGGGGGUCACAGUUAAAUGACACAGGGAACUAUACAGUGAGGGUGGACACCAUCAGUGACACCCAGAGAGCAAUUGGCUGGCUCGAGAUUCUAGAGUUGGAAAUCCCGCAAAUCUCGGUCAACACCACCUCCGUCGUAGAUGGUGAGGAUGUGGUGGCUGCCACUUGCUACACCAAUGACAGCCACAUCCACUGGUAUGUGAAUUAUGUGCCGGUGUCCAGAAAUUACCGGAUGACCAUCUCCCCGGACAACAAGACCCUCGUCAUCCGAAUGUUCAGCCGCUUCGACUCACCACUUCAGUGCGGGAUAGAAAUUCUCCCAGAGCUCAUUCAGAAAAGUGACCUCGUCUAUGUGACAGUGGCCCAUGGGCCCUACAGUCUGCAGCUCAGCAGCAGUCCCACUGACUUCGGUGGCAUCCUGUCUGCUGAGAUCGGCUCCCAGGUGGAGAUGGAGUGCAUCUCCUAUUCCAGACCAGAAUCCAAGUACCGCUGGAUGCACAAUGGCUCCUUCCUGAGCUUCUCAGAGAAGAACAUCACCCUCCCAAGUCUGACCUGGGACCAGAUGGGCAGAUACAGGUGCAUCGCAGAGAACUCCGCCACCCAGCUGACCUUGUACGAUGAAGUCCACGUCCAGGCACCCUGGCGCUGGCCUGUUGUCAGCAGAACGUUCACCAUCUCAGGAUCCUUGUUGAUGUUUCUCAUCAUAUUCACAGUUCUGGGCUUCACCCACUUCCUUAUGGUCCUGAUCCGUGCCCUGUUCAGACAUUACUCUACCAGGCGCAGAAGGAACAGCGCAGUGGAUUUUGGGAGUAGUGGGCAGAUUGAAAUAAGGGGCCGCAAGGACUGCUGGGAGCUGUCGGCCGAGGGCCUCAGUAACCACCGCUGCCUCAGGUGGAGCCGUCGCGUGGGGCUAUGGGAGCCAGGCCUACUGACCGGAAUCCUCGCUGUGGGCUGUGCCGUCCAGCCUGUCUCUGGCCCGCCCACCCCUCUCCCCCGGGUGGGCUCGGGGAAAUUCGACCAUUUUCCUGCCCUCACCCGCAACUGGAUACUUCCAGGAGGUCCCUACACUGUCCUGAAACCUGUCCUGAUAGAAUGA